Molecule: messenger RNA, 590 nt
Organism: Cynara cardunculus var. scolymus (artichoke)
Lineage: Eukaryota; Viridiplantae; Streptophyta; Magnoliopsida; Asterales; Asteraceae
Product: 50S ribosomal protein 6, chloroplastic
Exons: 1
Coding region: 41-388 (115 amino acids)
Biological process (GO): translation
Cellular component (GO): chloroplast; ribosome
Molecular function (GO): rRNA binding; structural constituent of ribosome
Source: RefSeq, a predicted model, not a curated record
CACUCAGAUCCUCACCCAUUCUACGAACGGUCGAAAAAGGAUGUCGGUCUCGGCGAUCUUCGGUGUCAAAAUCGUUGCCUUCUCCCCCAACCCUAUUCUCCGGCAACCAUCCCAUGGAUUUUCCGGUGGUACGACAAGUGUAGCGCCGCCUGCAGUUGGUUACGGUCAUGGAAACAGUCUGGGGUUAGUGAUAGAAUGCUCAUCGAGGCCGCAGAAGAAGGCCACCGCACACCACCGGAAAACAAGGCCUAGGAAGACUCAGGCGUGGGACAGAAACCGUGGCCCCGCCGUUUACCCACCUUUGCCUUCUCUUCCUCCGGAGUGGACUCUCGUCACUGAUACGGUCGUUGAAGAUUCAUCUUCUUCGUCGCCGGCGGUAUCUGAGUAGGAUUACUUUCUUGUUAAAUUUUAAUUUGAUGUUCAGUUAAUGCUUGCGUGGAUGCUUAAUUUCUUCCAUGGUUUUAGUUGUGUUGAUGUUAUGGAAUGGGUCGUCUAUGACAGUUGCCUAUUGGUUUAUCCUUGUAUUUUUUUUGCACACCACUUGUUCGAUGUUAUUCCUGAAUGAAUAAACUUUCCUGUUUUACGUAUGG